Molecule: messenger RNA, 3954 nt
Organism: Caenorhabditis auriculariae
Lineage: Eukaryota; Metazoa; Nematoda; Chromadorea; Rhabditida; Rhabditidae
Source: the annotation of a GenBank genome assembly
AUGGCUCGUCGACUUUCCAGUGUUUUUCUUCUUUCUCGGAGCCAUUUGUCCAACGCCCUCAGGUAAACUUUUUAUUUGGUCUUCAAAAAAAUAAAUGGUGAAAUAUUUAAUGCUACAACGUAGCUGGCAGGAUGAUAACUUUGAACCCAAUUUGGCACCUAUACAGGCAUAAAUAUACUUCACUGACUCCGUUCUUCCAUUUAAUGUCGUUUCUCUACUCGUAAUUUUUUGAAUUAUGUUUAUUCGAAGUAUGCCGAAAUCAUUUUAAAAAAAGUAGGAAUAAAGAAUAUUUUUUCUUCCUGACUUUUUCUAUUUUUUCCAAUAGCUUGAUAUAGAUGAUAAAAAGGGCUCGUAAAUUAAAGCUCAUCUAGGUCAUGACUAAUUCAAUACAAAAAGCAUCGAAGUGAAACGAUUUCUAGAAACUGAAAUAAAAGUGAAAGAGUGCGCGUCGGGCAACUUUCGCCAGAUUGCCUCAGUUGCUUCGUAGAAGUGACCUUUGAGUGUUUGGAUGGUCCGCUGAUCUUUGCUGACGCUCUUUCCUCGAAUUGGGAAACGUCUCAGGACGAGAAGAUUGUUUAUUUCGUGGUUUUGUACUGGAUUCACUGCGUGGUAUCUGGGUCAGAUUCGGUUGUUUUGCCCUGCUUGCACAGUCAUGCCGCUUCUAGGCUGGAUACCGAGGAACCUGACUUGGCGCGUGACCUCACCGCUAACCUCUCGGUUUUUAGGACACCGUGCCAGAAGAUCCUUCCAGUAUCUCUAGGGCUUUUAUUAACUCGUCUGGACUGAGCUUGGUGGCGCAGAACAGGCCAUCGGUCUGAGAGAUUUCAGACAAAAAAUAAUGAUUUCAUUAUUCUUUUUUUGCAAAACUCCGUAUUGGAUUUUCAGUUGAUUUUCAAAAAAAAGAAGAAGCUAGACAGAAGCUCAAAAGAUCAGAUGCAACAAACCGAUAAUUCUCUUGGAGCUUCUGAGAUUCAGCUUGAGCAAUAACCGAUCGUCCAUAAAGUAAAACGCGUUUUUCUUUAUCGGAAAACUUUUUCGUGCGACUGACGGCUUCCUUCUGGAAGCUUCUCGCACGUGAGCUUCACGUCAUGCGAUUAGGCGAUCAGCUUCUGACCACUCGCUAGGCGAAAAACAAGCCCAAGAGACCAUUCGGUGACCUAUUGAUGCGGUCGUCUUAUCACUACAAGGAUAACGAUGUUGCUAGCAGACGAAUUGAUUGAUUUACUGACCGACACCCUGAUUUGUAGGUUUUGUCGCGGUUCGUAAAUUGCCGACGGGGAUGUCGUCGCAAAAUUUAUGAGAAACAGGUGAUUUGUGUGAUUAUAAUGAAAGGACUGCUGGAGAGCGAGACACCACUGCAAUGUGUAUCCUCGCGCUUUAGAUUUGAGAAUAAAAAACUGUUAAACUCAAUUCAGCAGUAACUUCUGUCGAAACCUUUAGUUCGGGUUCAUUCCUACGAUGCUACGUCGAUGACUCAAAUCUUCAGAACCGCGGAAAAUACUUAUAUGAGUGUUCACCUUCUGGCUCAGACUUGUUGAACGAGCAUUGAGACCUGUUUCAUUCAUGUGUUCUCUGGGAAUCCGAAUUUUGCAGAGCCAUGAUAAAAAAAGUUGACAAAAAGAUCUAAACUAUGCUGAACUUUUCUACUUUUCACACUUCUCAACACCGUCGUAUUUAUGUUAUCCCCUCAAAAGAAAGACUUUGGAAUCUCUCAGGAAGAUGACGUCUAAUGCUUCCGACUCAGCUGGGCCUCAAAAAGUCGUCGUGAAUGAUGAUUUUCAAAAAGUAGAAGGCUUCGACAAAAUCGCUUCCGAGUUCUUCAAGUUCUCUCAACCAUCGACAGACGUUUUCCAGUAAGACAUGGUUACACAACGGCAAAUUGUGGCUCUAGAAUCCACUUGGAAAAAAAAAAUUAAUUUCAAGAUUCUUUGAAGGCCAGCGACGCUCAAAAACGUGCGGCAAGGGCACUCUACAGCGGCCUAUGGCGGCCUGAUUUUCGCCCAGGUUGCUGAUCAGUUUCUUAGCAUAUAGCAAUACGAGGAUAGUGACAAAUAUCGUUCUUGAUAUUUUUAUUCUUUUGAAAGGGUAGAAAAGCACAUGAACAGCACGAGAAAGAAGUAUAAUCAUCUGUUGCAAAACAAAGAUAUAUCAGUUUCUUUGCCCUUUCUUAUGCGACUACGGGAGGGUUGCAGGCACUCGCCGCAGCCGAACAAACCGUCGACGCAAAGUUCCGACCCCACUCAGUACACUCGUACUUCAUUUUAAACGGUUUGGAUCUCUGUCAUUUUCUCUGUCACGACGUUCUAGUCGGGUGGUCUGAGAAAUUUGUACCGAAUAGUUGUUUUGCCGACGAGAGAGACAAAAAUUGCAGUGGACACAGCGGAACCCAUCGAGUACAGAGUUCGGCGAGUCCGCGACGGCAAGUCGUUCUGCACUCGAACGGUUGGCGGUCACUACUCCCGUUCUGAACUUUUUUGCAGGUCGAUGCCGUGCAGAAGGACAAAACCGCCUUCAUCUUACAAACUUCCUUUCAAGUCGUGAGUUGAACUCUAUUUUUUCAAAACCAAAAAAAUUUAAUUCCUUUUAAAGGAAGAGCCUGACUCAAUAUCGCACCAAUCAACAAUGCCCGAGGUACCGCAGCCUCACUCACUGAUGAGCAUGCGUCAAGCCAUUCCAUUUGUCAAAGAAAUGGUUAAUAAAGGUUUUUAGGUCUUAUUUUAUUCGGGCUCAUUUCAUUUUGAGAGCUACUCAAGAAAUCAUCAUAUUUACUCUUUACAAACCAGCGUGAGCCAAACCUAAUUUUGGGGUUAAAAACAUAUAUUUAGACUAUCUAGAAAACGUUUUUUGACUGAAAAGAUCACGUAACUUCAAAGAUACUUACGAGUAAAAACAAAUCCAAAAAUAGAAAAAAAUCUUCCAACGCUUCUAACUUUUUUUGGCAAUUGAAAUGCAGAGGGCACUACAAGGAAAGUAACGGAAGAUCUAAAGGACGGCGUUUUCAGGAGACUACACUCCUUCGAAAAGUAUUCUCUACCGUUUGAAUCAGUACGACUCCAAAAUCUACAGCUCAGACUCGGAUUUGUUUGAGGUCUAUUAAUUGCUUUUUUUACUUCUGAGUGCUUAAUAAGCUUUUGGUUCUCCACUUUUCCGAUCUGUAAGCAAUUUUAGUUUUACUAAAAAGAACUUCCUUAUCCUAUUUUUUUUUCAAAAAUACACGUUUCAAGAGAAAAAAAAACCUGCCUUUUUUCAACCGUAUCUUAAUUAAAGCACGCAUUUGUUUUUGAAACUGAUCGUGGCGGUUCCUAUUUGCGUUAUUUGAAAAUCCAUGUUUGACAUGUGAGUGCUCUGCCAGAAGAUAAUGAAUGAUUUUUUGAAAAAUUUAAAAACGCAUGUUUCUUUCUUUUUUCAAUAAAAUCUAUUAGCAGAUGCGGUCGACCAACCUCGGCAACUAUUACGGUUUCGAGAGCGACAAAAAGCCGGCGCUGUUUUUCUGGAUGCGAGCACGCGGAGACCUGCCGGAAGACGCACGUCUUCACAGGUAGCGCUAUUAAAACGCGUUUAAGUUUUUAUUUCUUUCUGAACAGGUGGUUAGUUUCCUACAACACUGACUCUAUUCUCGCGGCAACCGCCUUGAGCCCACACUACGCAGCGUAGGUCGCGAUGCUAUAGCUAAAACAAAGCUGAUUUAGCAAUAACUUCCAACCUUCGAUGGUUUUCUCGCUGGAUCACACCGUAUGGUUUCACCGAACCAACUUUCGAGCCGACGACUGGCUCCUUUUCGAGACCCGAUCUCACUACGCAGGUACAACUCAGCCACUUGUCGUCUCAUAAUGACUUUCAGGAGGCGGUCGAAGUCUGAUCGACGGAAGAUUGUGGCAUCCAGAUGGCUCCUUGGUCGUGAGUUGUCACCAAGAAGUCCUCGUCCGGACGCGCGACAAAAAAUCGCAAAUUUGA